ACCACGCAUCCUGGACCUUCAGAUUGUUGCCCCAAAUAAUAGUUUUAAAUGAUAAGAACCUCAAAUUCAGGAUUUUUGCAUUUACAGUAGUGAUGAGGAUGAUGAAGACAUUGAGAUGUGUGACCAUGACUAUGAUGGGCUGCUUCCCAAGUCUGGAAAGCGUCACUUGGGGAAAACUAGGUGGACCAGGGAAGAGGAUGAAAAACUAAAGAAGUUGGUGGAACAGAAUGGAACAGAUGACUGGAAAGUUAUAGCCAAUUAUCUCCCGAAUCGAACAGAUGUGCAGUGCCAGCACCGAUGGCAGAAAGUACUAAACCCUGAGCUCAUCAAGGGUCCCUGGACCAAAGAGGAAGAUCAGAGAGUGAUAGAGCUUGUACAGAAAUACGGUCCGAAACGUUGGUCUGUUAUUGCCAAGCACUUAAAGGGGAGAAUUGGAAAACAAUGUAGGGAGAGGUGGCAUAACCACUUGAAUCCAGAAGUUAAGAAAACCUCCUGGACAGAAGAGGAAGACAGAAUUAUUUACCAGGCACACAAGAGGCUGGGGAACAGAUGGGCAGAAAUCGCAAAACUACUGCCUGGACGAACUGAUAAUGCUAUCAAGAACCACUGGAAUUCUACAAUGCGUCGGAAGGUGGAGCAGGAAGGUUAUCUACAGGAGUCUUCCAAAGCUAGCCAGCCAGCGGUGGCCGCAAGUUUCCAGAAGAACAGUCAUUUGAUGGGCUUUGCUCAUGCUCCGCCGUCAGCUCACCUCCCUCCAACUGGACAGCCCUCAGUGAACAACGACUAUUCCUAUUACCACAUUUCUGAAGCACAAAAUGUCUCCAGUCAUGUCCCAUAUCCUGUCGCAUUACAUGUCAAUAUAGUCAAUGUUCCACAGCCUGCUGCUGCAGCCAUUCAGAGACACUAUAAUGAUGAAGACCCUGAGAAAGAAAAACGAAUAAAGGAAUUAGAGUUGCUCCUAAUGUCAACUGAGAAUGAGCUCAAAGGACAGCAGGCGCUACCAACACAGAACCACACAUGCAGCUACCCCGGGUGGCACAGCACCACCAUCGCCGACCACACCAGACCUCAUGGAGACAGUGCACCUGUUUCCUGUUUGGAAGAGCACCACUCCACGCCAUCUCUGCCUGUGGAUCCUGGCUGCUUACCUGAAGAAAGCGCCUCUCCUGCGAGGUGCAUGAUCGUCCACCAAGGAGCCAUUCUGGAUAAUGUUAAGAACCUCUUAGAAUUUGCAGAAACACUUCAAUUUAUAGAUUCUGAUUCUUCAUCAUGGUGUGACCUCAGCAAUUUUGAACUCUUUGGAGAAGCAGAAUUUUCACCUAGCCAACAGCAUGCAGGCAAAGCCCUACAGCUCCAGCAAAGAGAGGGCAAUGUGGAUAGACCCGCAAGAGAGCCUAGCAAACGCACGUUGAGUGAGGGUUCACUUGGCCCGCUCAAGCCCGUACCUCCUGCGAGGCACAGCACCAUUCCACUGGUCAUCCUUCGAACAAAGCGGCGCCAGGCCAGCCCCUUAGCCACUGGAGACCCUAGGUCCUUCAUAUUUGCUGACGUCAGCAGUUCAACUCCCAAUCGGUCCCCUGUCAAAAGCCUGUCCUUCUCCCCCUCGCAGUUCUUAAACACUUCCAGUAAUCAUGAAAACUUAGACUUGGAAAUGCCUUCUUUAACUGCCACCCCUCUCAGUGGUCACAAAUUGACUGUUACAACACCAUUUCAUAGAGACCAGACUGUGAAAGCUCAAAAGGAAAAUACUAUUUUCAGAACUCCAGCUAUCAAAAAGUCAAUCCUAGAAAGCUCUCCUAGAACCCCUACACCAUUUAAACAUGCACUUGCAGCUCAAGAAAUAAAAUAUGGCCCCCUGAAGAUGCUACCUCAGACACCAUCUCAUCUAGUAGAAGACCUGCAGGAUGUGAUCAAACAGGAAUCUGAUGAAUCUGGAAUUGUUACCGAGUUUCAAGGAAAUGGACCUUUACUGAAGAAGAUCAAACAAGAGGUGGAAUCUCCAACUGAUAAAGCAGGAAACUUCUUCUGCUCGAACCACUGGGAAGGCGAGAAUCUGAACACUCAGCUGUUCACACAGGCAUCACCUGUGGCAGAUAUGCCAAAUAUUCUUACAAGUUCCGUUUUAAUGACGCCAGUAUCAGAGGAUGAAGACAACGUUCUCAAAGCUUUUACAGUACCUAAAAACAGGUCCCUGGCAAGUCCCUUGCAGCCUUGUAGCGGGGCCUGGGAAGCUGCAUCCUGUGGGAAGAUGGAAGAUCAGGUGACAGCCUCCGGUCAGGCUCGGAAAUAUGGGAAUGCCUUCUCAACCCGGACUCUGGUCAUGUGAGACGUUCCCAGACAAGCAUUAUGGUUUUCAGAACACUUCACGUCGACUUAGGAUAUGUCGUUCCUCUACAUGAAACUUUUCAUGAAAGGGAGAAGAACCUAUUUUUGUUGUGGUACAACAGUUGAGAGCGGCACCAAGUGCAUUUUAGGUGGAUGAAAUCUUAUCAGAUUUCACCCAACUAAAAGGAUUUUUUUAAAAAAAAUAAAUAACAGUCUUACCUAAAUUAUUAGGUAAUGAAUUGUAUCCAGUUGUUAAUAUCUUAGUGCAGAUGUUUUAAAACAUAAAGUGAUUUACCUGUAUUUUAGAAGAUCCAACAGACCAGUAUUUUUUCAUGAUGAGGUUUUUGAAAUUUUACCCAAAAUAUGGUACUCCAAUAUUUCACUUUUCUCAACCACUAAACACAAUGCAUUACUAUAAAUGUUGGUUUAAUACCAUGGGAUAAUUAAUCGAGAUUGUAAAUGCUCAUUUAUGGUUACUAACAUUGGAGGUACAUUUAUUGUACUAAACCAUUUGGUGAGUUUUUUGUUGGCUUGCUUUAAAAAUUAUUACUGUAUGAAAUAGUUUUAUAAAACAAAUUAUAUUUUUAUUCAGUAAUUUAAUUUUGUAAAUGCCAAAUGAAAAGAUGUGUCUUGCUGCUAUGGUCUUAGCCUGUAGACAUGCUGCUAGUAUGAGAGAAGCAGUAGAGCUUUGGACAGAGACUUGGUGUUAGGUAAUUGACUAUGCACUAGUAUUUCAGACUUUUUUAUUUUUUAUAUGUAUACUUUUUUUUUCCUUUUGUAAUACAUUGGAAAACUUAUUUGGGAGAUUUUUGCAUUUGUUUUUUGUUAUUUUUUGUUGUUGUUAACUGUGGUUCAUAAGAGCAUGUAUUGCACUUAUUUUUUGGGAGAUUUAUGUUGUUGGUGUCCUGUUUUGUUUUGAGUUCGGCCUGACUGUUCCUAAAUUCAAAUGUAUGUGUUUGAUCAGCAUUCCUCUUGGUUUUGAAGUGUCUGGUCUGAGAACUGCUGCACAUGUGGAACCUGUGUUUGCGGCUGGGCUGGAGAGACUAGGGUCCGUAGUCAGUGGCUGCCUUAACAACGUUUGGUACAACAUCACUAGCACUGAAUUUUUGAUACGACAAUGUACUUACUGCCUUGUAGUGAAAUAAAGCUGUGCCCUUAUUUUACCUA
This is a messenger RNA of Myotis lucifugus (little brown bat), 3492 nucleotides long. RefSeq names its product MYB proto-oncogene, transcription factor (gene MYB). Gene Ontology annotation, molecular function: DNA-binding transcription factor activity, RNA polymerase II-specific; RNA polymerase II cis-regulatory region sequence-specific DNA binding. The transcript is spliced from 16 exons. Lineage: Eukaryota; Metazoa; Chordata; Mammalia; Chiroptera; Vespertilionidae. Bases 116 to 2326 code for a protein of 736 amino acids. Gene Ontology annotation, cellular component: nucleus. The record is from RefSeq and is a predicted model, not a curated record. Gene Ontology annotation, biological process: regulation of DNA-templated transcription.